AUGGCGAAACGGAAAUCCGACGUCGAUGCGUCGGUGCAUCGCCAACCUCUUUGCGAUGCCCAGACCGACAACAGCACAGCAAAGUCCCAGCCACGCCAGAAACGCAAGAGAUCACCAGAUGAUCAAUCCGACAAUUCUGAACCACGGGAAGCGAAACGCGCUCGAAAAAGUCCAUGUCUCAGUCCAAGUUCAAGUGGCCCUACCGAUCGGAUCCUUGCCACAGAGCGAAAUCCACACCCAGAAGAAUCAGAGCCACUACGACAAUUCGUUAACGAAAUGUACGGAAGAGAUGUGCUUCUUCAUGAAGAAACCGAUAGCGACGCACCAUCAACGCCGGAUCUAGAAAGCCCAAGCCCAAGUCCAAGCGACUCUGCUGAUCCGACCAUGGCAUCGUGGCCACUGAGAGAAUGCAAUCCUCGCCCAAUAGAAGCUAGCUUGUGGGAGCAGUUUUGUAUGCAUUCACAUGCAGAUGCCGUGCGACUCCAUCAAGAGUACGAUGUUGAAAGACCUUCAACACCAGAGGCUUACAGACUUCACUCACCACCUUCGUCACCGGCGGUCUCUAAGCGGCGUGACCCUCUCACAAGAAACUCAUUCGGCACAUCCGAGGAACCAGAGAUUCCCACCAGUCCAAGUGAAUUACCCAAACCGAUCCUGCCACAGUGGCCACGAAUCUCUAGUCCACCUCCACUGCGGAAAUCUGUCUACGCUUUGUCGCGAGAAUGCGAUGACGACACACGGGCAACGAGUCCCAACCGACUUGGCAAACGCAAGCGAGUAUUGGAUUCUCAGUUUGGCAUUUCUGAGGAAUCAGGAGCGAAACGGGCUCGGACAAGUCCAAGUGAAUCGCCCGAACCGACUAUUGAUGACAACGUAUACCCAGAGGAGCCAAACGGGUCAGGGCAGUGGUACAUCCGAACAGACACAGGCUUGGUGGCCUUGGAUGAAUACGCCAGCGACGCAUCAGCAGAUCACGAAACCCCGCUACCAAGCUCAAGGCUUCAUGGUAGAGGCGCCGCUGGUUCUGUUCACGCGAGACAUCCCACGCCAGCAGGUUCCAAAGUGCUCUCUCCUCGACGCCCUAAGAAACUCGAAACGUUACCACCUCGAAGAAAACGACGACAGCCUCCCAAGAGGGGCAAAGAUGAAAGUAAACAGAACAAACCACGUGGUGAACCUCGUUUACUUGUUGUUGAGAUAAUUUUGCGUUCCAAACGAUCAUCCAGACGAGACCUCAAUUGCAAGUUGUGGCAGCUAGGGGACGACGGUACGGCAUGCACAGUAUCGAGGGUGAGGUGA
Messenger RNA from Trichoderma virens Gv29-8, 1299 nucleotides. RefSeq lists its product as uncharacterized. Bases 1 to 1299 code for a protein of 432 amino acids. The transcript has a single exon. Lineage: Eukaryota; Fungi; Ascomycota; Sordariomycetes; Hypocreales; Hypocreaceae. The record is from RefSeq and is a predicted model, not a curated record.